Messenger RNA from Vitis vinifera (wine grape), 1968 nucleotides. RefSeq lists its product as uncharacterized. Lineage: Eukaryota; Viridiplantae; Streptophyta; Magnoliopsida; Vitales; Vitaceae. The transcript has 3 exons. The coding region runs from base 1 to 1968 and encodes 655 amino acids. The record is from RefSeq and is a predicted model, not a curated record.
AUGGGUCAUGAUGUGGAAAUACCUGCAAAGGGGAAUUCGGCAGUGCAGAUUGAUGAAAUGGAUGAGAAUUUAGCACACAAUGACGAAAUGGGGGGGAAUUUGGCAGUAGUAACUCAGUCAGUCAUGGGAGCGACAAACAAUUAUGUUGACAUCCCAUUUACAAAUGAAAAUGAUGAUGUGGAAUUUUAUGAUGAGGACGAGAUUAAUGAGAUGCAUUAUGAUGAUGAACCUCCAACAAAUAAGGUUUCUUUAGAUGAUGGUGAGCAUAUUAUGCCUUCCCCAAUGUUCAAACAAUUGAAUUGGGAUGCAAUAAAUAGCAUGACUACUGAGCCUCUCACACCACGUACCGGAUUGUGGAAUGAAUCCAAUGAGUUGUUUAAAGGAUUGAGAUUUGAGAGUAAAGAAGACUUGCAAUAUGCUGUAAAACGUUAUGUAAUAUGUCGGAAUCAACAUUUGGUGGUUUGUGAAUCAGAACCACAAUUGUGGGCAGUGAGAUGUAAGAAGUGGCAGGAAGGAUGUAAUUGGAGGCUUCGUGGAUGUCGUCGUAAAAGCCAUGGAAUGUUUGAGAUAACCAAGUACGCAGGUCCUCAUACUUGUAUAGUGAAGGAUAAAUUUGGAUAUGAUGUCCAUUAUAGAAGAAUUUGGGAAGCUAAGAGAAAAGCAAUGCUUAGAGUUUUUGGUGAUUGGGAUGAAUCUUAUCAAGCAUUGCCGAAGUGGAUGAACAUCCUUCAGCUAACUAAUCCUGGAACAAAGAUUGUUUGGAAGACAAUACCUUUAGGAGGGAUUUCUGGGAACGUGCGGUUUAUGCGUGUUUUUUGGGCAUUUGGGGCAAGUGUUGAAGGGUUCAAGCAUUGCAGACCAAUUAUACAAAUUGAUGGUACAUUCUUAUAUGGAAAAUACAUGGGGAAGCUUUUAAUUGCUACUUCAAUUGAUGGAAAUGGUCAUGUAUUCCCCCUUGCGUUUGCAAUUGUUGAGGAAGAAUCACAGGAUAGUUGGUCUUGGUUUCUUAUUGCAUUGAGGCAUCACGUCACUCAAAGAGAAGGAAUAUGCUUAAUUUCAGAUCGCCAUGCAGGAAUAAAUGCUGCUGUUAGAAAUCUAUCAGUUGGAUGGAGCCCCCCUCAUGCGCAACAUCGAUAUUGUCUUAGGCAUGUAGUGAGCAAUUUUAAUGACAAAUUUAAGAAUAAGGUCUUAAAAGAGUUGGCAUAUAGAGCUGGAUGUCAACAUCAACCGUGGAAGUAUGAGAGAUACAUGGAGGAGUUAAAACGAUUGGAUGAAAAAAGUGUGGCUUGGUUUUCAAAGUUAGACACUCAAAAGUGGACUCAAGCAUAUGAUCUAGGAUAUCGGGAUGGGUGGAUGACCACAAAUAUUGCUGAGUGCAUUAAUGGGGUGCUUAAGGGUGCGCGAAUGUUACCUAUCACUGCACUUAUUCAAUUAACUUUUUAUCGAUGUGUGUCAUACUUUGAGACUUGUAGAGCAGAGAUACGUGCUAGAAUGGCAGUUGGAGAUGUGUACACUACGUAUGCAAUUGAAAAAUUUAGAAGAGCCGAGGCCAAAGCUAGUGGACACACUGUCACCAUUUUCCAUCGAAUUCAUGAAACAUUUGAAGUAAUUACUGCUCUCCAUGGGUUUCAUAUGGAUAAAGGACGUAACAAACAAGUGGUUAAGCUUAAUGAAGUUGAAAAAUACUAUAGGCUGGAUGCCUAUGCCAGUUGUUAUGCUCUUGAAUUUAAUCCCAUUCCUCAUGAAUCUUAUUGGCCGUAUCCUGAUUUUCCUAUUCUCCACCCUGACCCAACUUCAAUGAGGGAUAAGGGGCGUCCUAGAUCAUCAAGGAUAAGGAAUGAAAUGGAUUUGAAGGAACCAAGCGUUAGGAUUCGAUGUGGUUUAUGUAAAAUAGCGGGUCAUAAUCGUCGCAACUGUCCCACAAAAGAUGGAGGGCAAUUCUCCAACCCCCUUCCUUAUGACAAUUAA